AUGGAAAGCAAUGAUGUCGUACCUCACGGCUGCUCAUUGACCAUUUGCGCACUGCGCGAUGGUUGCAAGGGAUGCGACCAGUGUGACGAAAGCAACAGCUGGGAACCGCUACGUAAUGAACAUGUUGGGCUAUUGGAGACGUUCCAUCUACAUCAGCUCUGUGACUGGAAGAGUGACACUGACUUCAUGAAUGACUCGCUCGUUGUUGACCUUCACCGCAAAAUUGAGCAAGCCCAUGCUCAACUUAAGGGAACCGUCACGGCUCGUCAUGUAGGAGCCACCGCCUCCGCCGCCGCUGGGACUACCACGAACGGCAAUGUGGCAAGCAAUGGGGAUAUUGCUCUACAGGUUGGAAUGGACAUAAGCAAUUGCCUUCGAGAAAUCCUUGAGACUCUACAGCGUCGUAGCUCCUCCUGUGGCACCAUUCCCGCCAACCCAGAAGAAGAAGAGGAACCUAUUGAUGACCCCAAUUCGGACAAAAGACGGACUGCGCCCGAUGUAGAUGGCAGUGGACAGACCGAGACUGGAGGAAAGGAGCCUAGGACCAAGUAG
Fusarium verticillioides 7600 is the source of this 552-nucleotide messenger RNA. RefSeq lists its product as hypothetical. The transcript has 4 exons. Lineage: Eukaryota; Fungi; Ascomycota; Sordariomycetes; Hypocreales; Nectriaceae. The coding region runs from base 1 to 552 and encodes 183 amino acids. The record is from RefSeq and is a predicted model, not a curated record.